Triplophysa rosa is the source of this 3220-nucleotide messenger RNA. It is a transcript of the gene add2, whose product is annotated as adducin 2 (beta). The record is from RefSeq and is a predicted model, not a curated record. NCBI's taxonomy places the organism in Eukaryota, Metazoa, Chordata, Actinopteri, Cypriniformes, Nemacheilidae. Gene Ontology annotation, biological process: barbed-end actin filament capping. Gene Ontology annotation, molecular function: actin filament binding. Gene Ontology annotation, cellular component: postsynaptic density; cytoskeleton; plasma membrane. Bases 494 to 2497 code for a protein of 667 amino acids. The transcript is spliced from 15 exons.
CCAAAAACAUCCCAAAUAAAUCAUUUGAUGCGAUAAUUCCACUGCAUUCAGUGCACGAUAGUAAUAAAACGUUACGUUUUCGUUUAGUGGACGUUUUCUAGUAUUUAAUAACACCGCUGGCGGGUAAACUGGUAGUGUCUACAAGAAAUCCGAACAGAAGCUGAAUGUUCAAUGUAUAGUAAAGAAGGGAGGUCAUGAAACUGCCAGGCGUGGUCGUGGGCUGGUCUUGCCUGCUAUAAAACGUCAAAAACGAGGGGAUGCGGAGGUCUAAGAAAACACACAGCCAAAACAAACCCAUUCGUAGUGGAAAGGGAGACUAAGCAUCGAUUGCGUUGUUUGGACACAUUGCGUUGCAGUGUUACGUUGUGACUACGCGUAAAAAGGACAAAGACGAGAUGUUGUGAGCCAUAUCGCCAGCUUCCGUGUUGCCUAUCCUUUCUUUUUUGCUCUCUUUUCCUUGUAUCUUUCCUCUCUCUUUCACACUGGGAAAAAGAUGAUGAAUACCUCCCCCACCCCUAAAGGGACGCCCGUGCAGCACAGUCCCGUGGACGGCGAGUGUUUGGAGAUGGAAAUGCUCCAGUCUCCCCAGCAGUCGACGCCGUCCAGCGGCCUCAAGAAACGUGUUUCCAGUCUCUUGCAAAGUCCUUCCUUCAGAGAGGAGCUGGAUGUGUUGAUUCAGGAGCAGAUGAAGAAGGAAGGCAGUUCUUCCAGUCUGUGGGCUCUUCGACAGAUCGCUGACUACAUGGCUACUCACGGAUCGCCCGUCGCUCUGCCUGUCACCCAAUCCACCGUUACCAUGGUGACCCCCAUUAAUGAUCUGCACGGAUGGGAGUCGAGCUCCAUGGUGAAGGGCGAGAGACUGAUGCGCUGUAAGCUAGCUAGUGUGCAUCGCCUGCUGGAUCUAUACGGCUGGGCCCAGAUUGCCAACACAUGUCUCACAAUACGCGUUAGUAAAGAGCAGGAGCAUUUCCUGGUGCUGCCGGGCGGUCUGGCCUUCGGGGAGGUGACUGCCUCCAGUCUGGUAAAGGUGAAUAUUCUUGGCGAGGUGGUCGAGAGAGGCAGCACAACACUAGGUGUGGAUGUGUCUGCGUUCAGCCUGCAUUCUGCGAUCUACUCUGCAAGACCAGACGUCCGAUGUCUGGUGCAUCUUCACACUCCGGCCAACGCUGCAGUAUCAGCCAUGAAGUGUGGCCUCCUACCACUAUCCCAUGAGGCCUUGCUGGUGGGUGACGUUGCUUAUUAUGACUAUAAUGGUGUAAUGGAGGAAGAAGAAGACCGAGUUGAUCUUCAGAAGAGCCUGGGGCCUACAUGCAAGGUAUUGGUUUUAAGGAACCAUGGUAUUGUGGCUCUGGGAGAAACUGUGGAAGAGGCCUUUUACACAAUUUACCACAUUCAGAACGCCUGUCAAAUACAGGUGGCAGCACUGUGCAGCGCCGGAGGGGAGCAAAACCUCAUCAUGCUGGACCGCAGCAUUCACCGGCCCUCUGCUACUGGCACUGUGGGCUGGGCCGGAUCCACCUUCGGCCCGAUGCACAAAAGCAGGCUGGGAGAACAUGAGUUUGAAGCAUUAAUGAGGACGUUGGACAAUCUGGGUUACCGUACCGGAUAUGCCUACCGUUUCCCAGUUCUGCUGGAACGCUCUAAAACCAGAAGCGAGGUGGAGGUUCCUGCUACAGUUACGUCAUUUUCCUUCCACGAAGAUGGUGUUCAUCCACACCCCCGUUUCCAGCCCCACGCGCAGAGACAACAGCAGAAGACUAGAUGGCUCAACACCCCAAAUACCUAUCAGAAAGUCAAUCAGGACCAGGCCAGCCCAGGACAUCGGACUACGUGGUUAAAGGCAGAAGAAAUGACCCAGGGAAGUGGAAAAGGAAUUAAGAUAGAAAAUCCUAACCAGUUUGUCCCACUAUUCACUAACCCAAAAGAGGUGCUGGAGACUAGAAAUAAGAUAAGGGAACAGAAUCGUCAGGACAUGAAAACAGCCGGACCACAGUCUCAGGUGUUAGCCAGUGUCAUAACAGACAACAGUCCACCGUCUCCAGAGCAAGUGGAGCCCAAACCCCAAGCCACAACGGAACCAGAGCCUCCGAAUCCUUUCAACGAGCUGACGGAUCAGGAGCUGGAGGAGUACCGUAAGGAGGUGCAGCGCAAACAACACGGAGAGGACGGUGAGGAGGUGGUGAAUGAUACGGGGACUCCCCCGACUACCUCCCCCAAUAAGACCCCAGCAUCAGAUGGACAAACCACCGAUGUUGUGCAGGACGAUGAAGGUGACGAGAAGAAACUGGAGGAGCUAGAAAAAGAAAUGAAGGCCCUGACGACCACUGACACUUCAGAAACCACACCCUUGACACCGCCCACUGCUCCGCCCAACAAACCUGUGGGCAACACCCCAGAGGGCUCGCCUUCCAAAUCCCCCUCAAAGAAAAAGAAGAAAUUCAAGGCCCCUUGUUUCCUAAAGAAAAACAAGAAACAGAAAGAGAAAGUAGAAACUUGAUGAUGAGAAGUGUUCUUCACUAACAGUUUCACACACAUGCUCAAAAACAAACAGCACUCGUGUGUUUGUAGACUUUCCUCGCAACACACUGACUCACAAACACACUUUCUCAUCUAUUCAUUGUGUAUUCACUAACAUACCACACAAGUUUUUGAUUAUGGGUUAUGACUUGAAACCUGUUCUUGCUUUACUCUCUGUCCACACUGAUGCAAAAUUCACAAUGCUUCAUUGAUACAUGAAGUACACAACCUGCUCUUGUGACCCCACCCUUGCUUUAAAAUGAAAUUGCACUUAGUACAUGCAUAGAAAAAAAGAAUGUGGUAUUGAGUAAACAUUGAUUGUUCAUGUCUAUCGAUUCUGAUUGUUGCUCAGUCAUCAUCAUCAAGGUGUUUAUAUAAUUACAUGUGACAUAACUGUGUUCUGAGUUGACUAAAAUCUGACAAAAGGCCAAAAUAAGCAAGAUGCAAAGCUGCAAAGAGCAUCCAACUUUAAAUGCACAUAUUUAUUUCAUUUCCAUGUAUUUUUGUUUUAUGAUGAUAUUUAUUUUUUAUGUAUGCUGGAAACUUCUUUGCAGUUUAGGCCUAAUUAUUUUUAUGACCAGUCUGUUAUUUAAAUGCUUUGGUGUGUAUAUUCGCUGGUUUAUAAACUUGAUUCCAUGUCAAUAUUAGAAUGUAAAAUGCUAGGAUCGGAUGUAACAUUCAUUAAAGAUCACAUCCAUGUAAA